Henningerozyma blattae CBS 6284 is the source of this 2772-nucleotide messenger RNA. RefSeq names its product leucine-responsive transcriptional regulator LEU3 (gene LEU3). The transcript has a single exon. Bases 1 to 2772 code for a protein of 923 amino acids. Gene Ontology annotation, molecular function: zinc ion binding; DNA-binding transcription factor activity, RNA polymerase II-specific; transcription cis-regulatory region binding. Gene Ontology annotation, biological process: DNA-templated transcription; regulation of DNA-templated transcription. Lineage: Eukaryota; Fungi; Ascomycota; Saccharomycetes; Saccharomycetales; Saccharomycetaceae. Gene Ontology annotation, cellular component: nucleus. The record is from RefSeq and is a predicted model, not a curated record.
AUGGAAGAUAACGAAACAUUUUUAAAGCGGUCACAAUCUGAAACAAGUAUUGAUACCAAUCGACAUAGAAGUAAUUCAGAGACUACAACUCAUGGUAGAAAAAAAGUUGCAUGUGUAGAAUGCAGACAACAAAAAUCUAAAUGUGAUGCAUAUGAUCGUGCACCAGAACCUUGUACUAGAUGUAUGAAACGAGGGUUAACUUGUGUUCUUCAACGUGAUUUUAGAAGAACGUACAAGAGAGCUAGAAAUCAAGCUAUUGAACAAAAAUUAAAAGAAUUGACUGAAUCUUUAACAAGUGUAGAAUCUCAAGAGAUGUUGAAAAAAUUAAAAGAAGAACAAAUAAAAUUUUUAGAUGAUUCUAAUUUUACCAAGGAUAAAAUAAAGAAGAAUGGAAGCACAUCUGCAGGUACCACCCCAAAUCCACAAGAUUUCGGUAUUGAUAAACUUGAUGACAAUUUAUCAACGAAAAAGACUUCUAUUACAUCGCCACCGCCACCACUGCAGUCAUCAUUACUAUCAUCGUCACAACCACGACAUUCAAAUAAUACCAAAUCUAGUUAUGAUCCUAAACGUUGUAAAUUAAAUGAAACUGUAGUAUAUAUGACUGAAGAACAACUUCAAUGUAGUCCAAAAUCCUUAUCUGAUAUUACCAUUGAAAGUCAAGAGAUUCAUGAUUUAUUUGAAGAAUAUGCACUUAAAUAUCAUCCAUUUAUACCCGUGGUUAAUCUUAAUCGUAAAGUGGAAGACAUUUAUUCACUUUCUCCAUCAUUAUUCUGGGUAAUCAUAUUAAUUGGAUUAAGACGAAAACCUGACCCAAGAAAGAUUAAAACGAGACUUGCAUCUUUAGUUAAAUCUAUUUUAGCUGAAAUAACGAUAUCACCUAUUAUACGGUAUAACCCAACUAUUGAUGAUGAACCUAUUUUAAACGUAGCAUCUGUUUAUUCGGUACAAGCUUUUUUAUUAUAUACAUAUUGGCCACCGUUAACUUCAUCACUAAGUGCAGAUACCUCUUGGAAUACCAUUGGUACUGCUAUGUUUCAAGCAUUAAGAGUUGGAUUAAAUUCAGCAAAUUUUUCUAAAGAAUAUGGUACAUUAAAUGAAUCAUUAACUUAUGAAAAAGUGAAAACAUGGAUUACAUGUAAUAUAGUAUCACAAACUAUUGCCUCAUCAUUUGGGUUCCCGGCAUAUGUAUCUUUUGAUUAUUCAGUGAUUGGAUCUACAAAAUUGAAUCAAGACGAUAACAUUAUUGGAGAUAAUAAGAUUCCAUCAUGUCUUCGACAAAUGGCUCAAAUAGCAUAUUUUGAAAAUCAAAUUGUCAAGACGAUGAAUUCCAAUCUUAGUAAUGAGAUUGGGUUAGUUGAUAUUGAAGAAUCUCAACCUUUAUUAUUAGUAUUAACAGAACAAUUGGAUCAAUUGGAUGUAAAAUUGAAACGAAAUAAUAUUGAUGAUAUUCGUAAAUUUUUAUUAUUGGUGUCUAAAGUUCAUCUAUUAACUUAUCAUUUUACUGGUUCUAAAGAACAACAAAUAAUGUUGGAAGAGAUUAAGACUAGUGCAAGUUCAUUUGAAUUUGAAAGGAAGCGUGGGUUAGUUCGUGUCUAUAACGCAGCAGUAGAGUUAUUAACUCAUACAAAUCAAAUGUGGAAAAAAGAUCCUACUAUAGUGAAAUAUUUUCCUGGGGUAUUUGUAUUACAUAUUUGGCAAACUGCAUGUAUUAUAUGUAAAUUACUUCAUUCGUCUAUUUCUCAUAUCUUGGAUGAACAAAGAGGGAAGUAUGCAUAUCAAAAGGCCAUUCUAAUAUCAUAUAAUGCAUCUGCUAUUAAGCAUGAUAUGGCUUUUAGAGCUUCAGGGAUCAUGAGAAGUACAUGGAGUUUAUUUGAAAAUUUAUAUGAUGAUUGGAAAUUGAGUAGGAAACAGCGUAAGGAUGAACCUUUGGGGGAUUUCAAUUUGGAUUUGAUUGUUAAUUCAAGAAUGUCAGUGAGUGUAUUUUUCGAUUCCCUGUAUAUAUUGAGGAAGAAAUGUGGUAUGGCUAAAUUAAAACGGAACAUCAAAGGUCCUAUUGAAUAUGAAGCAGAUGAAGAAGAUGAUAUUGAAAAAGCCAAGAAAAAAAUAUUGGAUGUACGGCAUCCUGAGAAAAAGGCUAGACAAAUCAUUGAGACUAUACCAUUGGAUCCUAAUCCUAUCAGUGCUAGUGAAAAGGGUACAAAUAGUAGUGCUGACACCACUAGUAAUAAUAGUACUGGCACAGUAAGUAAUUUCCCUACACCGGGAAGUCAAGUCAAAUUACAUACUGAAAAUACUGCAACAAUGGAUAAUUUACUUUCCAAGACCACGCCUAUGGUGGUCAAUAAUAAAGAUAUGCUAUUACCAAACGCACGUAAUUCAGCUACUACUUCACCAGCUAUAUUAAAUUCACUCGCUAAUUUAGCAGAUACAUUAUCUACUACUUUGAAUCCUAAUUUACCACCAUUAGCAGAAUUACACCCUGGGUUAGUCAAAGAAACUUCCACUUUCACCUCUAGCCCCUCGAUCCCACAUAAUUCAGAAUUGGGUCAUACACCGGUUGUUCCUGUUCCUGGGGAAAACGAUUUCAGAACUGCGCAAGCAUUUGUACCUGAAAUUACAACUAUGAGUUAUUUACCAGAUUCUGUAUCACAACAUAGUAACGAUUCACCUAAUUCGUUUAUGAAGACGUGGGAUAAUUGGGAAUCUGAGAUGGUAUGGAAGGAUGUGGAUCUCUUGAUGAACGAGUUUGCCUUUAACCCUAAUUCAUGA